AUGAGCGAAAUGAUAGUAAUUACCGAGCAACCCCUCAAUCCGGAGGAAUACACCAGCCUGGUGCAACGUGACUCCAACGGGGCCGUGGUUACAUUCCUUGGAACCACCAGGGACUCCUUCGAGGGAAAGAAGGUAAUUCACCUGGAAUAUGAAGCCUACGAGGAAAUGGCCUACAAGAAGCUGGAGGAGAUCCGCCAGGAACUGAGGGCCGAGUUUGGUGUGGAAGAUGUCGCCAUAGCCCAUCGCAUCGGGCCGGUGAACAUCGGUCAGAUCAGCCUGGUGGUGGCAGUGGCUUCACCCCAUCGGAAAGAGGCAUUUUUCGCCUGCCACGAAGCGGUCAACCGACUAAAGCAUGUAGUGCCCAUAUGGAAGAAAGAGGUCUACGAUGGCGGGGAACACUGGGUCUCUUGUGAAGACCACGAAUUUCACGAAGAAGCCGCUUCCCAUCAAUCCGAGACGGCACCCGCCACGGCGGAUAACGACUAG
Molecule: messenger RNA, 486 nt
Organism: Geodia barretti
Lineage: Eukaryota; Metazoa; Porifera; Demospongiae; Tetractinellida; Geodiidae
Source: the annotation of a GenBank genome assembly